UGGUAAACCGCCUACAACUGACUGGCUCGUUAGACAAAAAUAAAGCUCUGCCACGAUCUCCGUCGCAGUCAACUCGUAGACUCGGAGAUACCGAGGCGAUUCUAUUGUAUUACAAGUCUGCUACAGAUAAUGGAGCAAUGUCGGACGUCAGUCUAGCUCCCAGUUCACGACCUUCAUCUACCUUUGUUUCCCCAACUGCGUUUCAUUCUCGUUCAAUCUCGUCGACGUCUAUUACUACUCAAAUUUCUACUUCUUCCUCCGCUUACUCUUCCGAAUCCUCGAAGGCACGUCCGACUGCUCCAAGCGCGUAUAAACCUCCUCACCCACGACCUAUCUCGCCACUUGGUUUGAACGGAGCGACACGUCGCCCAAGUAUACCGUCUGAAGGUGGCGCAGACAGACGGCGCAUUGCCAUUGUCGAGAUGGGCACGCAUUUUGGCGAAUCCCCGAAAAGUGAUACCUGCAGGAGCAGUUCUCCUUCGAGCGACUUAUGUUCUCGACGCCAGCUAAGCGGUCUCGCCCUUGUUGCACCACCGGAUGCAUCGCUACGAACGUGUGUCGGUUCUACCUAUUCACUCACUUCGCCCCAGCCUCCAUCCUCGAGCACUGCACCCUCUCACGUGCGUUCAUCGUCAGAGACUGUCGGAGUCUCUGGACGAGAUAUGAAGCACACUCGUAAAUUAUCGCGCGAGGUGGCUGUCAUAGGCACAACCUCUCGUCCAACCAAACCAUCAGAGCCGUAUAUACAGGGCUAUUCAUCCCCUGUCACAGAAGCACUCAAGCCACCCCUAUUCCAAAAGCCCCAAUCCCGUUCACCUUCCCCUGGAACAUCCGAGACAUCUGAUUCAGGAAGUUCUACUGCGCAUCUCCAGAGUAGACAGAGGAAAGACGCGCUCUUCCCUGGAGUAAGUCCCAUUAAGGAACUGAAGGAAAGUCUAUCUCCCCCAGCAAGCCCUAUGCCCGUUCCUGUGGUUACGCCACGCAUAGGAGAAAGCAAGGGUAUUGGCGAUCGUGUGGCUGGUCCUGUCAUUGUCAAUAUCUUCCCCGAGUCGCCCUCACCUGUUAAUGGGAAGCUCAUUACGAGUCUACACUCCAAGACAUCUGCAGUCACAGCCACACCUGCUACUCCCUACUUGUACUACCAGCCUGGUCUACAUGCAAAAGCGGGGCCGCUACCUCCUCCACCUAUGGCGAUCUUGGGUAUUGAUCCUAGUGCCCCGCCGCCACCUAGACCACCUCGGCAUAUGCCAGCGAAGAAGAAAGGUGAUAUAGAAGCUGUGAAGCAAGCGUUGGCUCUGCCUCCCUCUGUCGCUGCUGCCCUCAAAACGCGAAUCCCUCUCACGGAACCCAAGGAAGAAUGCGGAGCGACCACCAGCACCAACUCCCCACCUUCGGAAGCAGUGAAAGAGCUUGCUCCGUCUUUGAGCGCUAGCCCUUUGGGGUCGAGUCCCUUGCAACCGGUGGCCUCCCAACCCCUACCGGAGGAGCCAAAGUCUCAGUCUAACAUCCUAGACCAGGGCAAGAAGGAGCCAGAACUUCCGCAGACGCCAGCUCAUGUUCGCGAAGAGGAAAUGGUUGUUCCUCUUCCCCGCCUUGAGUCUAUGGAUGACCUUGUUGCUACAGUUGGACAUGCGAUUGAUGACAUGGGUAUUAUGCGUUCAUCUGACGUCCCUCCCCCAACUAUUCUCGAGCCCCUACGGCAUAACGAGAAUCGGGGCAACCAACCAGGUCUUGACAUUCGCCGCAUCUCCUCAACACCCACGACACCACUAGAUGAGAGCGUUGAGACUGAGAAAGCACCCGAAACUCACGAGUUAGAAGCUGCGCUCAGCAUCAAGCGGUUUUCGUCUCUUCCACGCACGCCCUCGCGGAUGUCGCUUAACCAGCUUUACGCGGGAAGUAAAAGGUCCUCAAGGACGCCGUCACCGUCUCUUGUGGGCCCAGCAAUACUAAGAGCACCGCCUCCAGUUCAGAAGGUCAGGUCUGCGUGGCCACCAGCUAUGCAUUUCGCGGAUGUGGCUGUAAAGAAAAACCCUCUCGACCGAUCGGUGGGAUAUGCGCAGAAGAUUAAUGAACUUCACAUGUAUGAUUGUGGAUUGGGCGAUUGGAUUGUAGAGACGAGAUACAAAGGUAAGCGUACCACUGCAAGCACGGGUGCUCGUGUUCCAUCGACACAUUCUCCCCGCUCCCAAAUUCGCAAUAUCUCGGAGUCCUCGACUAGCUCCGAAGUCACCUUUCCCCGACGUCCAGACGCAUACUUGGCUACAGAUUUGUCGACACCCCCAUCUGGCGACUCCACCCUUGCUGCAGCACCACGCAACGGGUCAAAUAGAGCAUCCACUAUCAUGGCCAGUUCAUCUUCAUCGUCUGGUCGUUCGUUGACCUCCCCUACCUCAUCCAACAAAUCCCCUGGAAACUUCUUUGCGUCCUUGGGACGGAAAACAAGUCUUAAGAAGGACAAAGGACCAGGAUCGAUAGCUCCAGUAAUUGGCAGGGUGUUGUCCAAAAGUCCACCGCGGCCCGAGCCGAACCCACGACCAGUGACUAUCCCGAGUGCCCCAUCCGUGCCAGGGGGUCCACGCGCACCCCCUAAUCGUAUGCAAAGGUCCCAAACCAUUGUCAUUUCCCCCCAGUCCUCGCCAAAUGGCUCGACUCACCACCGAUCAAGCACAGUGGUACUACGACCUUCACAACUUAGUGGCCGCAACACUUUUUGCGAACGUGAAUCACCCACUGACCCGGAUGAAUUCGCACGUCAGGUGGACAAACUUGCUGCUCUGCUCCCGAAGGCCGAUAGAACGGUCCUGGCAGGGUAUCUGCGUAGGGCAGGGCAGGAUAUCCUUGCUAUUGGACAAUAUCUCGAAGACGAGAAGAACUGGAACUCUACGUCAUGACUAGUCCAUUCUCUCGUCAUGGUUGAUCUUACGGUGCUCAUAUCUAUGUUUCGUUGCUUUCCAUCGCACAUAUUAUACCCUCGUACAAUACCUGACUCUGAUUCGUCCAUAUGAUACAUGUAUUAUUUGUUUUCAGGACUAAACUACGUCGCUCUCGGAAUAGACUGUCUGCUGAUAUUCACCUCACAGGUCUGAAUCCGUGUUUAACAGCCUGGUUGCUACUGAACUGAUGCUGCUGGGCAGGACGAGGU
Suillus paluster is the source of this 3145-nucleotide messenger RNA. RefSeq lists its product as uncharacterized. NCBI's taxonomy places the organism in Eukaryota, Fungi, Basidiomycota, Agaricomycetes, Boletales, Suillaceae. The record is from RefSeq and is a predicted model, not a curated record. The transcript is spliced from 7 exons. The coding region runs from base 138 to 2894 and encodes 918 amino acids.